Arachis ipaensis is the source of this 513-nucleotide messenger RNA. RefSeq lists its product as uncharacterized. The record is from RefSeq and is a predicted model, not a curated record. Lineage: Eukaryota; Viridiplantae; Streptophyta; Magnoliopsida; Fabales; Fabaceae.
AUGGUGCAAGCGGAAGCCCUUCCAACUGAAGUUACAAGUUAUAGUUUCACGCGGGCCAUUUGGAAAGGGUUUGUCCCUCCAAGGAUUGAGCUCUUGUCUUGGUUUGUGCUGAUUGGAAGGGUGAAUACUAAGGACCGGUUGUGUAGACUACGUGUUAUUGAUCAGCAUGAUACGCUGUGUGUGCUAUGCUCUAAGUCUGAGAAAACUGUGUUCCAUUUGUUUCUUGGUUGUGAUAUCACCUGGCAGGUGUGGUGUGCUUGGCUGCAGGCGUUUGGUAGGAAUUGGUGCCCUCCCGGUAAUCUCAAGGAACACUUCGAAAGCUGGAUAAACAUGGCAAUCUGGAAGGUGGAGAGAAAGAGGUGGUUCCUUGGGUUCUUUGCUGUUAUCUGGACAAUCUGGUUAGAAAGGAAUAGCAGGCUGUUUCGAAAUCACAGUUCCAGUAUGCGGGAAAUUAUAAACAAGUCAUUUGCGCAUGCAGAAGAAUGGAUUGGCGGUGAACCCUUUGGUUGUUGA